UCUCACACGUGUGAGUGAGGUGGGAUUUGUUAAAAGAAUAGAAUAAAUAGUAGUAAUAUAAUGACAGCAACUGGUUAAAUGAAGAAUGCCAGGGUCAUUAUCUCAGUCUGGGUGCCUAACUACUUCAAAGUUCUCUCUCUUUCUCACACACUAUUUCUCUCUCUUUUCUCAUUGAACCAAUGGUUUCAUUAGUGUAAGUAUCUGUUAAAAGGCUUCAACACUUGAACACUUUUGAAAGCAAAGCACUUCAUCUGUUUUUACAACUCCUGCAAAAAAAUCUGUCUUCUUUCUUCCCAUUCAACUAUCUGUCCUUUCAAACUUUGCAUCUCAAUGUUACUCCUCUUCAUCAUCACAUAAAAUAUUCUUCUUCUUUUGCCACUUUGCAACACUUUGUAACAUUUUUUUACUCAUCCAUAUACCCUUUUUCUUCUUCAUCUUCUGUGAGAAAGAUGUAGGCAUGGCCAGCUAGUGUGAUAUACCCUUCUUCACUAAAGAACACAAAUAGCCUCACUAGAUACCCUUCUUCCUCCUACUCUUCUUCUCCUCCUUCAAUGGGAAUGGUCUAUGCUGACAUGGACUCUCUCUCUCUUUGUUCCAACUACGGUGUGGUUUCUUCUCAUCAAGAUAAUUGCUAUGUCUCCAACGGGGGCACAAACUGGGGUUUUCCCUUCAUGAGGGAAUGUCCCAACUUUGAGGAUCACCCCAACAACAGUGAUGAUGUUGCUGAAGAGGGUAAAGGGUCUUAUAGCAGUGGUGAAGACAGUGACAAAGUUAACCAUAAUGCUAAUAACUUCAACGAUGAGAACAGCCCUAAUGAGAAUUCUAAUAGUGGCGGUUCCGGGCAUUCCAAGCUUUGUGCUAGAGGGCAUUGGAGACCAGCAGAAGAUUCCAAGCUCAAGGAGCUUGUUGCUCUUUAUGGCCCUCAGAACUGGAACCUCAUAGCUGAGAAGUUAGAAGGAAGAUCAGGAAAGAGUUGUAGGCUGAGGUGGUUCAACCAGUUGGAUCCAAGGAUCAAUAGGAGGGCAUUCAGUGAGGAGGAGGAAGAGAGGCUAAUGCAGGCACAUAGGAUUUAUGGCAACAAAUGGGCCAUGAUUGCAAGGCUUUUCCCAGGGAGAACAGAUAAUGCAGUGAAGAAUCACUGGCAUGUUAUAAUGGCCAGAAAGUACAGAGAACAGUCCAGUGCCUACAGGAGGAGGCUGAGCCAAUCUUCUUCUGUUUACAGAAGAGUGGAGGAACUUAACACAACAACAACAACAAGCAGCACUCUUGUCUCAAGAAACACAGCCACUGCAGAACAACAACCACCACCACCCUAUUGUCUUAAUCUUCCAAAUAAUGGAGGACUUGCCAACAACAUUAACAUGCCUAGUUCUCCAUAUGCUGCAACACCCUUCCAUGGAGGAGUAGUGGCUGUUGCUCCUUCUAGUGGGGUUGAGUUUGGCUUAUUAAAUGGCUCACCCCACAUGACUGCUGCCAAAGAAGCAUUCUCAACCCCCAAGCUGGUCCCUCAUAUUGCCUUGUAUCCUCAACAAACACCACUUGAUUUCUUUUCAGGUGUUAGAAGCAGCAAUGACAUGGUGGGAGAGUAUUUUGGACAGAACGAUCAUCACCAACCAUCAUUUGGUUUCAACCCUCAAUACCCCCAAUAUGUGAUGCUAAUGCAGCAGCACCAACAAAACAAUCACAACUACGGAUUCUCAAAUUCCACAGCACAGAUAUUAGGCCACAGUGAAGCCUCACUAUCAUCAGUGGCAGCAGAACACAGAGAUCAUCAAAACGUGAGCAGUGAUCAGUGCCCCCCAGAUGCAACAACAACAAUUCCACCUCCAUUUAUUGACUUCCUUGGAGUAGGAGCCACAUGAUCAAAUCAAAGUUAGAACCGAACAAACAACAAAAAGCUGCAACCUUUUUCCCCCGGAAGCUCCUCAAUAUAGGUGUGGUCCAACAUUUGCUGAUAAGCCAUUCGAGGUAAACAGAAAGGAUAGUUGCUUCAGUUUGGUGAUUGUGAUCCCUUGCGUCACUUCCUGUUAUUGAGAAUCACACUUCACAACCUAUGAAUCUCUGUUGUGAUUUCCUUUCUUUUAUCAUCACAUGGGGACCCCCCCUUCAAUAAAAAAAUAAUAAUAUAAUUAAAUUUGA
Glycine soja is the source of this 2139-nucleotide messenger RNA. Its product is annotated as transcription factor MYB117-like. The transcript is spliced from 3 exons. Gene Ontology annotation, cellular component: nucleus. Gene Ontology annotation, molecular function: RNA polymerase II cis-regulatory region sequence-specific DNA binding; DNA-binding transcription factor activity, RNA polymerase II-specific. The record is from RefSeq and is a predicted model, not a curated record. The coding region runs from base 552 to 1862 and encodes 436 amino acids. NCBI's taxonomy places the organism in Eukaryota, Viridiplantae, Streptophyta, Magnoliopsida, Fabales, Fabaceae. Gene Ontology annotation, biological process: regulation of DNA-templated transcription.